Spea bombifrons (plains spadefoot toad) is the source of this 1986-nucleotide messenger RNA. It is a transcript of the gene CTSA, whose product is annotated as cathepsin A. The coding region runs from base 150 to 1562 and encodes 470 amino acids. Gene Ontology annotation, molecular function: serine-type carboxypeptidase activity. The transcript is spliced from 15 exons. Gene Ontology annotation, biological process: proteolysis. The record is from RefSeq and is a predicted model, not a curated record. Lineage: Eukaryota; Metazoa; Chordata; Amphibia; Anura; Pelobatidae.
CCGAAAACGCCUCUAAGUCAUAUGACAGCGGUACGCAACUGGAACGAGGAAGUGUCCGGUGACUGACUUCACGGAAAAAAAGGAACCGGGCGACCAACAGACAGACAAUACAGGAGCGGUAGAGCCAAGACAGAAAGGCCAUAGAACAGAUGGAGCUUGUGCUGCUCUGUUGUUUGCUCCUUGGAACCGGAUUUGUGAAAGGUGCCCCCUCUAGAGAUGAAAUAAUCUACCUGCCAGGGCUUGCUAAGCAGCCAUCAUUCCAGCAGUACUCCGGAUACCUGACCGUGCCGGGUAACAAACAUCUCCACUACUGGUUUGUGGAAUCUCAGAAAGAUCCUGGCUCCAACCCUGUUGUCUUGUGGCUGAAUGGGGGUCCUGGAUGCAGCUCACUUGAUGGACUUCUUACAGAACACGGCCCCUUUCUGAUCCAACCAGAUGGAGUGUCAUUGGAAUACAACCCCUACUCUUGGAACAAGAUUGCAAAUGUCCUGUACCUUGAGGCUCCAGUUGGUGUCGGUUUCUCUUAUUCAGAUGAUAAAAGCUAUCAGACUAAUGACACAGAGGUUGCUCACCUAAAUUACCUGGCAUUGAAGGAGUUUUUCCGCCUUUUCCCAGAAUUCAGUCAGAAUGACUUUUUCAUAACUGGGGAGAGUUAUGGAGGAGUUUAUGUUCCGUCACUGGCUGUAGAGGUCUCUCAGGACCCUGCUAUUAAUCUGAAGGGAAUCGCUGUGGGAAAUGGCUUGAGUAGCUAUGAAAUCAAUGACAAUUCAUUGAUUUAUUUCGCUUACUAUCAUGGUAUCUUGGGAAGCCAGCUGUGGACUGAAUUGCAAAAGUCAUGCUGUGAAGGAGGAAACUGUCAGUUUCAUGACAACCCUGAUCUUAAUUGUUCGUUAAGGGUGCAAGAGGCAAUGCAUGAUGUCUACAGCACAGGUCUAAAUAUCUACAACCUGUAUGAAGCAUGUGCAGGGGGCGCUCCUGGGGAGAUCAGGGACUAUGGCGAUCACAUUACUGUGUAUCAUCAUGGCAUACUUUCUCCUAAUGUUUUCAAACACUGGAGCAGGAAACUAGUGUCUCUGUCCCUUGUCCAGAAGCCUGUACGAAUGGACCCUCCCUGUGUAAACAGCACGGCUUCUAGCAAAUUCCUGAACAAUGAAUAUGUUAGGAAGGCCCUUAACAUACCUCCUGAGGUGCAGCAAUGGGAGGUCUGCAGCUUUGAUGUUUACAGAACAUAUGGACGAGUGUACCAGACCAUGAAAGACCAUUACAUGAAGCUGUUGAGUGCUAUGAAAUAUCGUAUUUUGGUAUAUAACGGAGAUGUGGAUAUGGCAUGCAACUUCCUUGGAGAUCAGUGGUUUGUGGAUUCUUUAGGACAAAAGCUGCAGGUUCAGCGUCGGCCAUGGCUGUAUAACGAAGGUGAUCAGCAACAAAUUGGUGGAUUUGUAAAGGAAUUUUCUAACUUGACCUUCCUUACCAUCAAGGGAGCUGGACACAUGGUUCCAACAGACAAACCCAUUGCCUCCUUCACCAUGUUCAGCCGUUACAUCAAAGAUGAGCCCUUCUAGCUCUGUAACCACUUCCGCUUAGCAUCCACUGUACAAAAUGUAUAUGGAACUGAAAGAUUCAAUGCACUGGAAACCUCAUUUUCUUAGAAAAUCCAUCUGGCAUAGGAUAUAUCAUGAGAUUUUCUUUCAUAUUGUUGUUGGAGCUGUGCUCUCCUCCUCAGGUUUUUUUCCCCAUUCAGGUUACACCAUAAGGGAAGGAGCACUUCCCUAUAUUAAAUUAUAUUAAAACAUUACAUUCAAGCUCUCUCAUGCAGUGAUCUGCAGGAGGGGGUCUUAUGAAUUUGUGGGCUAACAGUUUGUAAUGUUCUGGGGUGUUUAAAACGUUACUUGGCUUUUUACGUCUCCAUCUCUAGUGAUUAUCAUGUCUGCAUUUUCCUUAUUACAUUACUAUUGUUAAACUGGGUCAAUAAAGAAACACAUUUUA